Molecule: messenger RNA, 1146 nt
Organism: Danaus chrysippus (African queen)
Lineage: Eukaryota; Metazoa; Arthropoda; Insecta; Lepidoptera; Nymphalidae
Source: the annotation of a GenBank genome assembly
AUGACAUGUGUUCUGUUUAGUGCAACUAAUGAAAAAAAUACUCAGUCCGGUGACUUUCUGUAUCUGAGAUUAGGUGUUUCAAGUGUGGGUGAACUGCGUAAUGCUCUUGGCGCCACCCUCGAUGUUACACCUAAGAAACAAGCUUCCUCAGAGUACACAUCUGAUGGCAAUGAGAAACCUGUUCACAAGGAACCAGACAGCCUCGUAUACACUGAUUCAUCCACAUUCUUGAAGGGUACACAAUCUUCAAAUCCCCACAAUGACUACUGCCAACAUUUUGUGGACACGGGUCAACGACCACAGAACUAUAUUCGGGAUGUAGGACUCGCUGAUAGGUUUGAAGAGUAUCCUAAACUUAGAGAACUCAUCAAAUUGAAGGAUGAACUCAUCGCCCGGACUGCAACACCACCUAUGUACUUAAAAUGUGACUUGAAGACAUUUGAUCUCAAGACGAUGGGCAGUAAGUUUGACGUGGUGCUAGUGGAGCCUCCGCUGGGAGCCGGCUGGCGUUGGAGGGACGUGCUGGCUCUAGAGCUACAUCACCUGGCUCAGCCGCGCUCCUUUGUGUUCUUAUGGUGUGGCAGCUCCGAAGGUUUAGAUAUGGGAAGGGAAUGUCUGAAGAAAUGGGGAUUCCGUCGUUGUGAGGACAUAUGCUGGAUCAAGACUAACAUCAAGAACCCGGGACACUCCAAGAACUUAGAACAUAACGCGGUGUUCCAGAGGACCAAGGAACACUGUCUGAUGGGCAUCAAGGGUACGGUGAGGAGGUCCGUUGAUGGAGACUUCAUACACGCGAACGUUGACAUAGACCUCAUCAUAUCUGAAGACCAAGAGUUUGGCAGCACUGAGAAGCCCAUAGAAAUAUUCCACAUCAUGGAACACUUCUGUUUAGGACGGAGAAGAGUGCAUCUCUUCGGCCGUGACUCCACGAUCCGCCCCGGCUGGGUGACCAUCGGCCACGAGCUCACCAAUUCCAACUUCAACGCGGAGCUGUACGCGUCCUACUUCACGGACGGCCGCGACACCACUGGCUGCACGGAGCGGAUAGAGGCCCUCCGACCGAAGAGCCCUCCCAACACUAGCAAGACGCGCCCCCGGGGCCGGGGGGGCUUCAGGGGCCGCGGGAGGGGGCGGGGCGCCCUCUAG